Petromyzon marinus (sea lamprey) is the source of this 1998-nucleotide messenger RNA. RefSeq names its product JAZF zinc finger 1 (gene JAZF1). Gene Ontology annotation, cellular component: nucleus. NCBI's taxonomy places the organism in Eukaryota, Metazoa, Chordata, Hyperoartia, Petromyzontiformes, Petromyzontidae. The record is from RefSeq and is a predicted model, not a curated record.
GCACUGCGGGGGGUAUCGCGACGGGCGACGCCACGGAGCGAGUGACGGGCGAGCGGGCGGCGGCCGGGGGUCACCCACGGGUCCGCUGCUCACCAUCACCCAGCCACCACCACCAACCACCACCACCACUAUCAACCACCACCACCCACCACCAAUCUCCAAUCAUCAUCAUCGACGACGUGGGAACGAAGAUGACGGGAGUGGCGGCCGUCUCUUUCUUCUCGAACGCGUGUCGCUUCAGUGGCUGCGGGCUCGCGUUCCCGUCUCUCGGCGAGCUCAUUGAGCACAUAGAAGAUACGCACAUCGAGAGUGACCCCAGAGUGUUGGAGAUCCAGGAGCUGCAGCAGCCGACGUACAUCGCACUCAGCUACAUCAGCAGGUUCAUGACGGACGCCACGCGUCGCGAGCAUGAGCAGAUACGCAAACGCAGCCAGGCCAAGGUCACGCUCGCCAUCACGGGGGGAGGCGCGAGAGCCUGCGGCGGAGGAGGUGGAGGAGGCGGGGGUGGUGGCGGCGGAGGUGUAGGAGGAGGUGGCGGAGGAGGAGGUGGCGGAGGAGGAGGAGGAGGAGGGACCCCCAAUGCGGCGCAGAGGCAAAACUCGGGCAGCCUCACGCCGCCCGUGACGCCGCCCAUCACUCCGGCAUCGUCCUUCCGGAGCAACACCCCCACAGGGAGCGAGUUCGACGAAGAGGAGGUGGACUGCGAGGAGUCGGACAGCGACGAGUCCUGGACGACGGAGAGCGCCAUCAGCUCGGAGACCAUCCUGAGCACCAUGAGCAUGAACGGGGACGACGAGAAGCCCUUCGCGUGCCCCGUGCCCGGCUGCAAGAAGCGCUACAAGAACGUGAACGGAAUCAAGUACCACGCCAAGAACGGCCACCGGACUCAGGUGCGCGUGCGCAAGCCCUUCAAGUGCCGCUGCAGCAAGAGCUACAAGACAGCGCAGGGCCUGCGCCACCACACCAUCGCCUUCCACCCGCCCAUCUCCGCCGACGUCAUCAAGAAGAUGCAGCAGCAGCAGUGAACCGCGUCCCCCCCACCCCCCCACCCCCACCCCCACCCCCUCCUCCUCCCACUCCUCCGGCGUCGUCGGCCGGUGCGGUCGUCAUCCUUGGCCGUUGUCGGCAGUGGCCGCAGGCCGUCGUUACCGAACGUCGCGAUCGCCCGUCGUCAACCAGCGACCACCGGGUUCGAUUUGUCUGCGCGCACCUCUCUCUGCGUGUGUGGGGAGCGGUGGCGCGGCGGCUAGCGCCCUGCUCUGCGGACCCCGGCGACCCCGGGUUCGAUUCCCGCCGACGGCCGCCGCCAACGCCGGUGGCGAUUAUCUGCGCCGGUCCUGGGCCUCCUCCCCUCGUCGGCCUCAGAUGGGCACCCGGUACGGUGCGGUAAAAAUCGUGACUGGCGCGCAGUUUGUCCACCCAACCCAUCUCGCGUGCCGUGCCGGCCUUAAUAGGUGCUCGCUAACAGCGCUUGCCCCAACGGUCUUGUUAACGCUACGAAGGGGGGGGCGGGGGGGAGGAUCUUCGUCACUGUGUGUGUGUGUGUGUGCUUGCCACACCAGCCCCUUGUGUGCUGUGACAGCCUUAACAGUCAUUGAUUGUCUUGGUGUGUUGUGUGACUGUGUGUGUGCGCGUGUUUUCCUAUUGUGUGGUUGUGUUACUGUGUGUGUGUGUGUGUCCACGUACGUGCGUGUUGUCUGCCUGUGUUGUUUUUGUCUGCGUCUUUGUCGUGGGAAGCGGUAGCGCAGUGGUUAGCGCUGCGCUGCACUACGAACCCGGCGAACUGAGCUGGAUUCCCGCUCGUGGCCAACACCGGUGACGAUUAUCUGAACCGGUCCUGGCCCUCAACCUAGCUAUGGCUCGGCUUCAAACGAGUACCCUGGUGUGGUGUGUAAAACAUCGCCACCAGGGAGACAAAGGCGGCCGGGCGUGGUGCUGGCCACCCACCCCCUCGUGUGCCAUGCCGGCCUUCAUAGGCGCUCGCUAUCAGCACUUGCC